Molecule: messenger RNA, 1757 nt
Organism: Dimorphilus gyrociliatus
Lineage: Eukaryota; Metazoa; Annelida; Polychaeta; Dinophilidae
Source: the annotation of a GenBank genome assembly
AACAUGUCGGUAUAGACUAAGUAGCAGAAAGAAAAGAGCAAUUUUCUUUCUUAUUUUUUGUUUAGAGAUUGCGGGCUACCAAAAGAGGCCAAAACCACUUUGUAAUGUCGUCCAGUGUGAAUGAAUCUGAUUCUGAAAGUGAUGGAGGCUCUGUGUCGGAAAAUGCAUCAGUCGGAUCCCCCGGCUCCCCUAGAAAUAACUCUUCAUCAGGAGGUUCACGUUCUCAAUCUGGUUCGCCCGCACCUGAAGUACAAUCAGACUCCGGAAGUGAAGGAACUUCGCCGGUAAUCAGAGGAAAUAAUAGGAGAGGAUCGAAAACGAGUAGCAGACGCUCAAGGAAUCGAUCAAGGUCCGCAUCAAGAACACCUUCUCAAACUUCAUCUCACAGCGGCUCCCAAAGUCGCUCUAGAAGCCGUUCUCGCUCUGUGUCUGGCAGUGAGGGAUCUCGUAGUAGAAAUGGCAGCCCUGCCGGAUCUCGAUCACCCUCUGCAUCUCCGAGUCGAAGUCACAGCCGAAGUAGAAGCCGAAGUGAAAGUCCUAGCGGAGGUCGCAGUAAAAGUCGUAGUAGGACUCCGAAUCGUAGCCGCAGUCAUAGUAGGAGUCAAAGCAGAAGUCGUAGUCGUAGCGUCUCCAGUUCGGGUAGUGAAGUGGGACGUAAGCCUAAACGCAAAAAGGACGAAACCACAGCUGAAGAUAUUUUUGGGGAAGCUAGUGACAUUAGUAGCUCUGAUUCCGAGGAUAAUGUUAAACGUGGUGCAACAGAAUCGGAAGAAGAAGAUGACGAUGACCAAGAAGAUAAAGAUGAAAAGCAGAAAGAAAAAGUGCCUGAAGUACGAGAGACAACAAUUCAUGCUGAAAUUCCAAAAAUUAGUACAAACUUAGGAAAGAAUUUAUAUUUUGUUAAAUUACCUAACUUCUUGUCAGUCGACACACGACCGUUUGAUCCGACAACUUAUGAAGAUGAAGUCGAAGAUGAUGACAUUAUGGAUGAAGAAGGUCGAACAAGACUUAAACUUAAAGUAGAGAAUACUGUCCGAUGGAGGUAUGCUAAAGAUAAUGAUGGUAAUCCAAUUCUCGACGAUGAAGGAAAUCCAAUAAAGCAAUCAAAUGGAAGGAUAGUUCGGUGGAGCGAUGGAUCUCUAAGUAUGCAUUUAGGCUCAGAAAUCUUUGAUGUUCAUCCAAUGAGUCUACAAAAUGAUUAUAACCACCUUUUCAUACGGCAAGGCACUGGUCUUCAGGCACAGGCUAUUUUUGGUUCGAAAUUAACAUUCAGACCUCAUUCUACCGACUCUUUCACUCAUCGAAAGAUGACUAUGUCCCUGGCUGACAAAAGUAACAAGACAAGAAAUAUUAGAAUCUUACCGAUAGCUGGUAAUGAUCCGGAAAGCUUAAAAAACGCUUUAAUGAAAAAGGAGGAAGAGAAGUUACGCGCCUCACUCCGCCGUGAGAGCCAACAGAAAAGAAUUAGGGAACGUCAACAACAUUCUAGAUUAAGCUCAGCCUAUAUCGAACAUGACGAUGAUGAUGACAGCUCAAUUAGUGCUAUGAAGAAUGCUUAUAAACAAAAACUUAAAGAUACAAAAGAGGAUUUCUACUCUGAUGAUGACGAACCAGAACCCGAUCGAUACAGUGAUGAUAGCGACAUUGAGAGUAGGCGAAAAACCACUAAAAAGGCAGCAACAAGUAGUGAUGAAGAUGGAGAAGAACCUAAUAGAAAACGAUCGAAGGUGAUUGACAGCAGCGACGAUGAUUUAUAA